AUGCGCUACGGGAGUAGUAGAGUGUACAAGUUUAUAAUCCUUGUUGUAGUUAUAGCUGCAGCAGCAUGUGCGGGAAUGUGGAUAAAAAAAGGGUACAAAAAAGACGGAAAAAAAGAAUCAGCGGAAGAGAAAGACGGCGAAAAACACAGCACAGCUCAGAAGAGCGAUGACAGUGCUGGGAGCGCAGAGGAGAAAGACAGUGCUGACAGCGUGCGCACUACUAAAACUGACACCACUGAGUAUUUCAAUCACAGAUCAGACUCUCUGGAUAAUUAUGAAACUGAUCCUGGGUUUUACGACUCUAUACACGAGGAAAUGGACAGUGGAAACGGUGCGCAGAGCACCCAUAAAGAGGAAGAGAGCGUGUCUACACAUGCAACUACAGUGCACUUUGGAGAAACCUUUGGAACUGGGCACAGACUGCCAAAUAAAACACCUCUGGACGACAAUAUGAAUGACUCAAACUUUGAGGACAGAAAUCUAUCCAAUAGUUUUGCAGUUCAGAAAUUGGACAAGAAAAUAGAAGAAGAGAAGCUAAGUAAAAGAUUGCAAGAAGAAGAGCUGAAUAAAAGAUUGGAAGAAAAUGAGCUGAAUAAAAGAUUGGAAGAAAAUGAGCUAAAUAAAAGAUUGGAAAAAGAAGAGCUAAAAAAGAAAUCAGAAAAAAAUAAA
Messenger RNA from Nematocida minor, 669 nucleotides. RefSeq lists its product as uncharacterized. NCBI's taxonomy places the organism in Eukaryota, Fungi, Microsporidia. The record is from RefSeq and is a predicted model, not a curated record. The transcript has a single exon. The annotation marks the transcript as partial.